Molecule: messenger RNA, 2394 nt
Organism: Fragaria vesca subsp. vesca
Lineage: Eukaryota; Viridiplantae; Streptophyta; Magnoliopsida; Rosales; Rosaceae
Exons: 1
Coding region: 1-2394 (797 amino acids)
Biological process (GO): exocytosis
Cellular component (GO): exocyst
Molecular function (GO): phosphatidylinositol-4,5-bisphosphate binding
Source: RefSeq, a predicted model, not a curated record
AUGGAGAAGGAUGAGGCUCCGACCAAGACCCCUAAGGCAUCAGGGACUCCCAAGGCUUUAGGGACACCCAAGGCACCAGAGUCCCCUGCAAAGAAUGAUGGAAAUCCAAUAGAAGAUCAAAAGGAAGAAGGAGACAGUGCUGAUCAGAAAGAGAAAGAUAAGGACGUUACCGAUGGUGGUGAUGAAGAAGACAGCACUCCACUUGAGCCGGUUGAGAUUCCGGAUCCCCAUCCCACCCUCGACAAGCUUUCUGAAGACAUUGAUCGGUGUAUCUCUACAUUGUCUAGACCUAGCGAGAAAGAUGAGAGCCAACAAGAGGAGAAGGAUAAUGCAAAUAAUGAGGCGAAAGAUGCAAAAGGUGGUGAUGAGAAGGAUGAGAAACAUGACAAGGAAGAAGAGAAAGUAACAGAUGACAAGGUUGAAAAGGAAGAAGAGAAGGGUGAGAAUCAAGAUGUAAAAGAAGGUGAAAAGAAUGACAAAGAUGAGAUUAAGGACGAUGAGAAGGAUGAGAAAGAAUUAGGUGAUGAAAAGAAAGAUGAGAAAGAGACUGAAGAAGCUGAGUAUUGCGUCAUCGAAAAAGAAAAGGAUCUAGUUCCAGAGGAGCUCAUUAAGCUUAUUGAAAAGUUCUUGAAUUGGGUAGAUGAUAUCUGUUGCGAAGGAAGAUGCAGGUGGGGUACGGUGCCCGCUGACGACGAGUCGUUUAUGGACGCUGUGGAUCGGAUGGCCAAGCUGAGGGAGUCUCUCUUGUCCGUCUGUUCUAUGGGAUUGAAGUUUCAAGAAAGGCACGGUGGUUUGAUCAACCGCCUAAGUGGCAUUCAGCACCGAGCCAUGGCGUAUCUGGAAGAAGAAUUCCGAGUCCUUCUAGAAGAAUCCAAAACCGAGGCUGAUCAGCACACCACAGCAGCUGAUCACAAAGACAACACCAGUGGUACCAAGGGAAAGAACGAUCAAGACUCAGUGCCGGAAUCCGAGCCGGAAACUCAAGUUGGUGUCGAAUAUCCUGGUUAUCCUCAGGAGGCUGUGUCCAAUCUGAAUAAAAUAGCCAAGAAGAUGAUCUUUGCCGGAUACGAAUUCGAGUGCUGCGAGGUUUACAUCAUUUCAAGGAGGCAUGCAUUCGAUGAAAACCUCCACAGGCUUGGCCUAGAGAAGCACAGCAUCGACGACGUGCAGAAGAUGCACUGGGAGUCUCUGGAGAGAGAGAUCGUGUCGUGGGUCAAGGCAUUGAAGCAAUGCGUGGCGUUCUACUUUUCCGGCGAACGGAAGCUGGCCGAGUCUGUGUUUUCCGAGCACCCGGAAAUUUCGUCGUGCCUGUUCAGCAAUCUGAGCAGAGGAGUGAUGAUACAGCUCCUGAAUUUCGCCGAAGGAAUCGCGAUGGCGAAAAGAGCGGCGGAGAAGCUGUUCAAGACGCUCGACAUGUACGAGGCCGUGAAGGGAGUGGUCCCCAAAAUGGACGAGCUUUUUCCGGAGGCAUGCGUCAACGAUCUCAAGACGGAGACCACGACGGUUCUGGCGCGGCUGGGGGAAGCCGCGAUUUGUAUAUUCUGUGAUUUGGAGAAUUCAAUCAAGGCGGAAACGGGUCGGAACCCGGUACCGGGAGGGGCGGUGCACCCGUUGACCCGGUACACGAUGAACUACCUUCGAUAUGCGUGCGAGUACAAGCACACGCUGGAGCUGGUGUUUAAGGAGCACGCCAAGAUCGAGCGGACCGACUCGACGAGCAAAAGUCGCGACGAGUACGACGCGAGCGACACGUCGUACGCGGUGGCCGACGACGAGUCGCCGUUCGCGGUGCAACUGGCGCGGGUGAUGGCUUUGCUGGACUCGAACCUGGAGGCAAAGUCGAAGCUGUACAAGGACGUGGCGUUGAGCUCGAUAUUCAUGAUGAACAACGGACGUUACAUCAUGCAGAAGAUCAAGGGCUCUCCCGAGAUCAACGCAUGCAUGGGCGACACGUGGUGCCGGAAGAGGUCGUCGGAGCUGAGGCAGUACCACAAGAACUACCAGAGAGAGACGUGGAGCCGGCUGCUGAGUUUCCUGAGCCACGAGGGGCUUAGCAACCAUGGGAAAGUGCAGAAGCCGGUGCUGAAAGAGAGGUUCAAGAGCUUCAAUGCUAUGUUUGAUGAGAUACACAAGACGCAGAGCACGUGGGUGGUGAGUGACGAGCAGCUUCAGUCGGAGCUUAGGGUUUCGAUAUCGGCGGUGGUGAUUCCGGCGUACAGAUCCUUCUUGGGGAGAUUCGCGCAGGUGUUGGACCCGGGAAGGCAAACAGAGAAGUACGUAAAGUUUCAGCCGGAUGACAUAGAGACGUACAUUGAUGAGCUAUUUGAUGGCAACCCUGCCCAGAUUGCCAACCCUAAUUCCAAUUCCUCCAUAUUUAAUAGGAGAAGACCUUGA